AGUUCGAAUGUUACUACGUAUAUAUUCUGCGUCAAUCGGUUUGACAACGCUACCGUUUGACGAGGAAAACAUCAUUUAACGAAGUCGUUUUUACCUAAAACAGAAGAGGAGGUUGGAGCCCUCAUAGGGCAUGUUCAUUUUUUUCAUUGACCAACCAGAGUUUUAAGGUUAAAGAUGUCUCUGGCGGAUGAGCUCCUGGCCGAUUUGGAGGAGGCCGCUGAUGAGGGGGAUGAUGGGUUGUAUCCAGAGGAGGAGGAGGAGGACAGUGAUGGAGAAGCUACGCAGGGAAGGACGGAAGCAGGGCUGGAAGACAUCCCAGAAGAGAUGGAGGUGGACUAUAGCAAAGCGGAGAGCGUUUCGUCCAUUGCGAAGCUCCGCAAUAGCAAACAGUUUUCAGAAAUUAUGGAUAAAAUUACGAUCUAUAGUGGAAAACAGCACAAGAACUCAGAGGACUCCGGCCCGGUCGAGUCUAACCCAGAAUACAGACUGAUCGUCGCAGCCAAUAACCUCACAGUGGAGAUCGACAAUGAGCUCAAUAUCAUUCAUAAGUUUACUCGGGACAAGUACUCCAAGAGGUUCCCAGAGCUUGAGUCUCUGGUGCCAGAUUCUCUAGAUUACAUCCGCACGGUCAAGGAAUUGGGAAACAAUCUGGAGAAAUGCAAGACCAAUGAAACUCUGCAGCAAAUCCUCACCAAUGCCACCAUUAUGGUUGUCAGUGUCACAGCCUCGACCACACAAGGGACACUACUAAGUGAAGAUGAACUGAAUCAACUAGAGGAGGCAUGUGACAUGGCUCUGGAGCUAAACCAGUCCAAACACAGGAUCUAUGAAUACGUAGAGUCCAAGAUGUCAUUCAUUGCCCCCAAUCUGUCCAUCAUUGUUGGAGCGUCAACCGCUGCGAAGAUCAUGGGUAUCGCGGGCGGCCUCAUCAACCUCUCAAAGAUGCCCGCCUGUAACCUGAUGCUGCUUGGAGCACAGAGGAGAACGCUGUCUGGCUUUAGCAGCACAUCCUUGCUGCCCCACACCGGAUACAUCUACCACUGUGAUGUUGUGCAAUCACUUCCACCGGACCUCCGGAGAAAGGCAGCUCGUCUGGUGUCUGCAAAAUGCACUCUGGCUGCCCGAGUGGACAGUUUCCACGAGAGUUCAGUUGGCAAGGUUGGCUACGAUCUAAAGGAAGAAAUAGAAAGAAAAUUUGAUAAAUGGCAAGAACCUCCGCCAGUGAAGCAGGUCAAGCCGCUGCCGGCUCCUCUGGAUGGACAGAGGAAGAAGAGGGGAGGAAGAAGGUAUCGAAAGAUGAAGGAGCGUCUUGGACUGACGGAGAUCAGGAAACAUGCAAACAGAAUGACCUUUGCAGAGAUUGAAGAUGAUGCGUAUCAGGAGGACCUGGGCUUCAGUCUGGGUCAGCUGGGAAAGAGCGGCAGCGGGCGUGUCAGGCAGGCUCAAGUGAAUGACGCCACCAAGGCCAGGAUUUCCAAAUCCCUACAGAGGACCUUGCAGAAGCAGAGCAUGACGUACGGAGGAAAGUCCACAGUCAGAGACCGCUCCUCCGGAACCAGCUCCAGUGUGGCGUUCACUCCUCUUCAGGGCUUGGAGAUCGUGAACCCGCAGGCUGCAGAGAAGAAGGUGGCUGAAGCCAACCAGAAGUACUUCUCUAACAUGGCGGAGUUCCUCAAAGUCAAAAAAGAAGCUAAGCCGUGAACACAGACACACAUCCGCACGCGACACUGUAGAGUGACGGCAUAUUCUCAAUCUCGUUCCACAUGUGCUCUGUCCUGUAUUUUGGUUUUACUCUUGUCCAUUUUAAUAAAACUUUAAGAUUUCACAAAGCGUCUCGUCUUCCCUAAAAUAAAAAAUCCUUUACUGUACAAAGUAAAUGAAUACACUGAAUCUCAACCCAUUAGCUGGAUUUUGAUACUUGGCCACAUCCACCGUAAAGCUCCGUGGCUAACUCAUUUAUUAAAUGAGUGAAUCCAUAUUCAAUUUUGGAAUGACAGGACACAGCUCUGAUUUUUUUUUUUUUAAAUGUCUUAGGUAUUUAUUGAAAUUGUACAAUUCUCUUUAUACUCCUGUUUUUUAUAACAUCUUCCAUGCAGAACUGUGAGAAAUUGUAAAUACACCUUCAAAUUCACAUUUUAGCAAUUUCUGUACUGACCAUCCCUUUCUGAAAACCUUGAAAGCCCAAAAAUAGAAUCCUAUAAAAGGCAAAUCUCAUGACUUUGCUGUAUUUUCACAUUCUGAUUUCCCCCCAAAGUCUGAAAAUUAAUCAAGCAUAACAUUUUAAAUGCACAACAAAUCUAAUGUUUUCAUGGUUGUUUAAAUGGAAAAAUCUGAUUCAGUUUAACUCUCCAUUCAGACUGCCAAGGAAAGAUUGGAUCUGUCCCACACAAGAUGUAAUGUUAUUGUUCUUCAGUGUACACAUGAACAACCACAGCAAAGUGGCCAUUUCUCCCACCAGAAUUCUAGAUUUGUGUCUUCACGCUACAUGUAAACAGUUUGAGUGCAUAUGGGUUCACUUAAAAUAUCAGGUGAUAAUCAAACACUGGGGAUUUUUAGGAUGAAGUGACUGAAACCGAAUAAAAUCUUUAUGGGAAGUUGA
Gasterosteus aculeatus aculeatus (three-spined stickleback) is the source of this 2599-nucleotide messenger RNA. RefSeq names its product PRP31 pre-mRNA processing factor 31 homolog (yeast) (gene prpf31). Gene Ontology annotation, cellular component: U4/U6 x U5 tri-snRNP complex; precatalytic spliceosome; U4 snRNP. The record is from RefSeq and is a predicted model, not a curated record. Gene Ontology annotation, biological process: mRNA splicing, via spliceosome; spliceosomal tri-snRNP complex assembly. Lineage: Eukaryota; Metazoa; Chordata; Actinopteri; Perciformes; Gasterosteidae.